AUGGCACCCUCAAUUUUGAAGAAGCGUAAAAGGGACGAUCAAUCAGCUACGAAAGCCCCAAAGAAAUUUCGCAAACAAAAGCAUUAUACAAGCUCUUCUUCCAGCUCUGCUUCAGAAAAUGAUGAUCACAGCUUUCCCGCCGUUGACCUCGCCGAUUCUGACGGAGCUGAUGAUCCUGAGACUGAUGCCUCAGAACCAUCUACUGCACAGGAAGUUUCCAAAUUUACUGACUCGGCAGAGCAAUUCUCAGACUCCAGUUACGCCUCCGAUUUCUCUAUCUCCAAGACCCCCUCAAAUACCCACUCUUCAUCCCUACCAAAGACAAAAUCCAAGCGAAACGAUCCGGCCGCUUUUGCGAAUUCUAUCUCCACAAUUCUCUCCUCAAAGCUCACGACUCAAAAGCGUUCCGACCCUGUCCUCUCCCGCAGCGUGACCGCAAAAGAAGCCAGCAAAUCUCUGAGUAAUAGCAAGCUCGAGGAGAAAGCAAAGCGAAAGCUCAAAGAAGAGAAAAGGGAAGCGUUCGACAAGGGAAGGGUGAAAAAUGUGCUGCUUGGCACAGGAGGAGGGGCUGGAGUUGUAAUGGAUGCUGACGGGAAGGGGGAAGGUGGAAUGAGUAUAGGAGAGCUACAGGAGCAGGAGAAACGGUUAAGGAAGACAGCGCAGAGGGGUGUGGUGAAGCUCUUUAAUGCUGUCAGGGCAGCGCAGGUGAAGGCAGAGGAAGCGAGAGCCCAAGGUGGUUUGAGAAAUCGGACGGAGGAGCGUGUAGGUGAGAUGAGCAGAAAGGGCUUUCUGAACAUGGUUGCUGCGGGUGGUGCAGGGAGUAGCGGAGGUAAGAAAAUGGAGGGUAAAGAGAUCGAGGAAGCGUGA
Bacidia gigantensis is the source of this 867-nucleotide messenger RNA. RefSeq lists its product as uncharacterized. The transcript has a single exon. NCBI's taxonomy places the organism in Eukaryota, Fungi, Ascomycota, Lecanoromycetes, Lecanorales, Ramalinaceae. Gene Ontology annotation, biological process: maturation of 5.8S rRNA; maturation of LSU-rRNA. The record is from RefSeq and is a predicted model, not a curated record. Gene Ontology annotation, cellular component: preribosome, large subunit precursor. The coding region runs from base 1 to 867 and encodes 288 amino acids.